Molecule: messenger RNA, 240 nt
Organism: Eruca vesicaria subsp. sativa (arugula)
Lineage: Eukaryota; Viridiplantae; Streptophyta; Magnoliopsida; Brassicales; Brassicaceae
Source: the annotation of a GenBank genome assembly
AUGAACAAACUUUCACCUAGCGAGAACAACAGUACAUGUGACCUUGAUAUAACUAUUAGGAUCACUGACUACAAUCCCACCACAACAGCAAGACUGGACGUCGACCAUGUCAUCAAAGACUUUGAAGGGAUGAUUAGGCUUCCAAAGGCCGAAGAAGUAAACACAACGUGUACUAUAUGCUUGGAGAACUACACCCGUGCAUAUCUUCAGUUUUCCUUGCAUGGAUCAAUGGAUUUAUAG